AACGAAACCAAGGUUAAAUAGUAUUCUAAGAGUAUUUUUCAGCAAUCAGUCGGGAGGGAACGUGUUGAGAACCCGAACGACUGGGAGUAAAAACUGUCUGGUGGUCUAGACGGCAACCGCCUGGUUAUACCCACUGGGGCUAGAGCGGGUCGCGACAACCAGCAGACGGUUUUUCGCGGGUUCGAACUAUGUUCGAGCACCGUUUUUUUAUUUAUUUAUUUUUUUUAUAAAAAAAUCGCUUUCUCCAACGGGCACCUUUCCCGAACACCGGCGAAUUACCAUGCGGUAGCAACCAGUGUGAAUGCGUACACAGUUCCCAUGAACUAUACACGGAGAUGUCAAUUCCCAGUAAUCGAAAUUGAACGGGAAACAAAAUGGCUUUCUCAUCCGAAGAUCGAAUCGCUAGGAGCGACUCGGUCCCAUACGUUGUCGAACCUACAACUACUCACUCGCAUACCAUUAUUCUUCUUCACGGCAUAAGCUCCAACGGGGAGAAAUUCGGAAAAGAAUUACUUGAAACUGGCAAGACCGCAAAUGGCCGAACACUCUUACAGUUGCUUCCUGGCGCUAGAUUUAUCUUUCCUACCGCAAAACGCCGGCGCUCUUCCGCCUUCAAGAGGUCAGUUAUUACACAAUGGUUCGAUAUCGCACGUCUUCCAGAUCCAGAAUAUCGAAAACAAACCCAACUUAAAGGCCUGGCAGAAUCUGCUGCAGAAUUGGAACCACUCAUACGUCAAGAAACCUUGAGGAUCCCCCCUCAAAACGUGAUCAUUGGCGGAAUAAGUAACGGUUGUGCUAUGUCCUUAUCUAUGUUGCUUACGCUCGAUCAUCCCUUGGGUGGAUUUAUUGGAAUGUGUGGCUACUUGCCGUAUCGUACGGAUAUCGACGAAGCUAUUAAGGAUGAUAGUGCGGAUAUAGAGGAAGACGAUCCAUUCGCCCCUGAAGAUGCCGAAAUAACACCACAUGAUCCAGGCGUUAAAGCUCUUGUCUUUGAAAGAGAUCUUCUUUGCCUUACGCCCUCAUUGAAUCCUUCAAAAGACAAUACGGCACAAGCUACGCCCAUUUUUCUAGGUCAUGGCGAUAUAGACGAGAAGAAACCCCCUGAAUUAGGCGAGGCUGCUGCCGCGACGAUGCGGACUGCUGGGUAUGACGUUACUUGGAAGCUUUACCCCGGUCUUGGGCAUUGGUACAAGGUACCAGACGAAAUCGACGAUAUUGUUGAUUUUAUCAAGACGAAAGUUGGUUGGGCUAUUUCGCAGGAGUGAGGUCAACAAUCCCUGUGCCAACCACACCGAAAGCGAACACUUGGCUUCCAAUUCAAUCAUGCGACUACCUACGUAAUCACACACAUGUCAUUGGGACUUCAAAUAGCUAGGAUGUAUUUCUAGAUUGUUUCAUAUGAAAUGUACGAUCUAGAUCCAACUGUUUCACUCGAAGCCGGGUCCAUGGUAAGCGGAUAACCCCUGUCCAAAUAAUAAUAAAGAAAACAAGGGUAUCGACAUGAAACGUCGUUUCAAAUUCUUUGGUGGAAUUGAUU
This is a messenger RNA of Hypoxylon trugodes, 1537 nucleotides long. Its product is annotated as phospholipase/carboxylesterase. NCBI's taxonomy places the organism in Eukaryota, Fungi, Ascomycota, Sordariomycetes, Xylariales, Hypoxylaceae. Gene Ontology annotation, molecular function: carboxylic ester hydrolase activity; palmitoyl-(protein) hydrolase activity. Bases 375 to 1265 code for a protein of 296 amino acids. Gene Ontology annotation, cellular component: cytoplasm. The transcript has a single exon. The record is from RefSeq and is a predicted model, not a curated record. Gene Ontology annotation, biological process: protein depalmitoylation.